Nicrophorus vespilloides is the source of this 526-nucleotide messenger RNA. RefSeq names its product putative protein kinase C delta type homolog. Gene Ontology annotation, biological process: protein phosphorylation. The record is from RefSeq and is a predicted model, not a curated record. Gene Ontology annotation, molecular function: ATP binding; protein serine/threonine kinase activity. NCBI's taxonomy places the organism in Eukaryota, Metazoa, Arthropoda, Insecta, Coleoptera, Silphidae.
AUAAAACAGAGAUCAAGCAGGCAGAUCAUCGGAGCGUACAGGACCACCUUCGACAGCGUCUCGAUAUCUGCAAACUCGACGACAUCUCUGCUCACCAAUUCCUCGUGCGACUCGGAUUCGAAACAUUCCGACGAGUUUCAACGCUCCAGGGCGAAACAGAUCACAAGGAGACGGGGCGCCGUCAAACAUCAAAGGGUGCACGAGGUGAAAGGACACAAAUUUCUCGCGAAGUUUUUCAGGCAACCGACGUUCUGCGCUUUCUGCAAGGACUUCCUGUGGGGUUUCUGCAAGCAGGGCUACCAAUGUCAAUGUUGUCAGACGGCCGUCCACAAGAAAUGCCACGACAAGUUGCUGGGAAAAUGCCCGGGAUCCGGACGAGAAUCGGAAAGCACAAUUUACCUCAGGGCGCGAUUCAAAAUUGACGUUCCGCAUCGGUUCAAAGUGCACACGUUCAUGUCCCCAACGUUUUGCGACCACUGCGGAUCUCUCCUCUAUGGUAUUUACAAGCAAGGAUUAAAAUGUGAAG